Messenger RNA from Racocetra persica, 197 nucleotides. The record is from the annotation of a GenBank genome assembly. Lineage: Eukaryota; Fungi; Glomeromycota; Glomeromycetes; Diversisporales; Gigasporaceae.
UGAAAAUGCAGAUGACCUGUCUGACCAAACAAAAGAUGAAUCAUCCAUUCGAAUUUACAAAAAAUUCACAAUCUUAUCCAUGUCAGUAGAUCUUGUUACCCCACCACUCGUUAACAAUGUUAUAGAAAUAAUAAUACAGUACCGAGUAGAGUCAACCUUUAAAGCAGUGCAAGAGGGUGAAUUCACACAAGAGGAUG